GAGACCCCGAGCACUGACAGGGCUGAUGACGCUCCGCGCCUCUGUGAUCUUUUUGCUACAAAAUCCUGGUGACAACUUUAUCUCACUGUGAUUUUGUAGUAUAAACAUCAGAGGCGUCAUCAGCCCUGUCAGUGCCCGGGGUCUCCGCUGUCCGGGCCGCGCUCUCUGUCAGGCAGCGGAUUAUCUGAAAGAUUCAGAGGCCGAAGGGUUUUCUCCUGUCUGGAGGCGGCGCCCGCGGCUAGCCCCGCCCCUCCAGCUGAGAUUGAAAAAGUAGUCCGGGGACAUGUUCCUAGUGUACAGAUGGACCAUAUCACCGGGAGGCGCUGGUCUGUGGUGGUCGCUGCUGCCUCCUGUGCGACAUCUCGGCUUGUGAUGGAGGUAACGAAGAUGAUGGCGGCGGCGCUCAGCACCGUUACUUCAGGUGUCCUCAUCAUCCUGGCUGUACUACUACUCUCAUCAGAAGGACACUAUGUGCAGAGAGGAUCAGACAUAACUAGCUGCAGCAUUAAAUGCCCUGAUGAGAAAUCCGUCCUGAGUCUGUACACACUAUGUGGCGGUAAUGAGACGCUUCUCGCGGAGCGGUGGUGUGAUGACAAGUGGAGCGGUAAUGUCACUGAGCCCAGAUUUCUCCUGGACACAAGCAGCGGGUGCUGGACCCUGACAGGUGCCGAGAAAAGCGACUCCUGCAGGUACAAUCUCUGGCUUCAUAACAGUUCAGGAGGUUUCCUCCACUCGACAGACGUCACAGUCCUAGAUCCUGUUCUCAUCACCAGCAUAACCAGUAACUCCAGCCGGCUGGGUGAGGACAUUGCUGUGAGCGUCCACUUCUCUGGAGAGGAGACGGCUGUGGCCUGGGAGGUGGACGGGGGGCGUCUUCUCGACAGAUACCAUCUGAUAGACGACAACAGGACGCUGAUCAUCCUGAGAGCCCAGAAAGACGAUGCCGGGCGGAGACUCGGGGUCCGGAUCACAAACCCCGUCAGUAACAAGACUCUGGAGCAUCAGCUGCAGAUUACAGAUCCGGGACAAGCUUGGAUUCUUAUUUGUGGUGUUUCUGCUGCUGUGAUUGGUUUCCUGAUACUUCUCAUCGUUGUGCAGCGUCGUAAGAAGAUGAAGCUGAAUCAUUCAGAAGAACAUGGACGACUGAGCAGCAGCUCCCCAGAUGCAGAUAGAGAAGAAGACGGGGCAGAGGAAUCUCGUGUAUCAGCAGACUAUGGCGGAGUCUCGUGUAUCAGCAGACUAUGGAGAAAUCUCAUGAACAUUAUCAGCAGACUAUGGCGGAGUCUCGUGUAUCAGCAGACUAUGGAGAAAUCUCAUGAACAUUAUCAGCAGACUAUGAAGGAAUCUCAAUUAUGAAGAAACUCCGCAGAUGGAGGAGAGGAGACGACAGGUGACGCCCCCAGAAGUCGCACAGAACUGAGCGGACUGUGGCCCUUACUCUGCAGGGAUCCAGAGACUUUGGAUAAUUUUUAUAUUACAGAAUUUUCUAUUAUCUGAUUUGUUUCUAAUCAUGAGAAAAAACAAGACCCUGAACCCAAAGACCUGAGAACAAAACGUUAUUUUUUUUUUUUUAUACGCGGCGUCUAAUUCAUUAAAGGCCCACAUCUCCAUGUCCACUGCAUUUGGAAUUUACUGUAUUUGGACAUUUGCACCUUUUUUCACCUUGAUUCAUGAGACUAUUACUGCGUUUACGGGGCCGACUCCACCCACUUCUCACCACUGCUUGGACAUUUCUCUCCAAAAAUGAAAAUAUUUUGUACAAUUUUAAGAGUUUUUAACCUAAUAAAUGUGGGGCGUAGCACCAGCGGCUCUACAGGACUUACCUCUCCUGUGGCUGCAGUUUUUUUGCCCCUGGCUACAAAUA
Bufo gargarizans (Asiatic toad) is the source of this 1864-nucleotide messenger RNA. RefSeq lists its product as uncharacterized. Bases 301 to 1356 code for a protein of 351 amino acids. The record is from RefSeq and is a predicted model, not a curated record. NCBI's taxonomy places the organism in Eukaryota, Metazoa, Chordata, Amphibia, Anura, Bufonidae. The transcript is spliced from 6 exons.